UUUUCUUUUUGUAUAUGCUACAGACAGUGUUGGACAGUGGUGCAAAAUUCGUUGUGGUUCAAGGGCUACCACCGGUGGGGUGCUGUCCAUUAGCCAAGUUAUUGACUCCCCAAUUUGCCAAGGAUGAAAUGGGUUGUUCAGCAGUUAUCAAUAGAGCGGUGAUGGCCCAUAAUAAGCUCCUCCAGAAGACAUUGGAAGAAUUUCGGAAAAAACAUGGCUCCGAUGUUAUAAUUGCAUAUGCCGAUUAUUUCAACGCAUUCAAAACAAUCAUGGGAAACCUUGCGGGGUUUGGGUUUUCAGAUGGAUCCCAGGCAUGCUGUGGCGCUGGAGGUGGAUAUCUCAACUUUAACUUGCACAAUAUAUGUGGUAUGGCAGGCACCAACACCUACCGCAACCCAGCUGGCCACGUCCACUGGGAUGGGCUUCAUCUCACAGAAGCAAUGCAUCAACAAAUAACUCAUCUCUUACUCCACAAAGGCUUCAGCAAACCAUCUUUUGCUGAUCUACUUCUCAGGUGUAGGGUGGUAGGCCUACGGCUACCUUAA
Durio zibethinus is the source of this 545-nucleotide messenger RNA. Lineage: Eukaryota; Viridiplantae; Streptophyta; Magnoliopsida; Malvales; Malvaceae. The record is from RefSeq and is a predicted model, not a curated record.